GUUUCCUGCCAAACAGAGCCUAAGGAGUCUAUGUGCGAAGCCACUCUUCAACGAACGGAGAAAGGAAGUAAAAAGCACAAAGAUUUUGGGAGGGAGGGAAACUCUCUCUCUCUCUUCUGAAACAGUCUUCGUCCUUUCCAAUGUACUAGCAGCAGCAGAACCGAAGCUAUUCUACUACCACUACCGAAAAAUACUGCUAAAGCAAUUUUUCCUUUUUCUUUUUCUUUUUUUUAUUUUUUUAGUUUCAAGAUUAUCUGCUCAAUCUAUUUACAGUGAGAUUUUCUUCACCAUAAACAAUCAACCAGGAGAAACGUCCGAGAUCUUCAAUCGAACGCUGUUCAGUAGAAAGGAGAUUGAAGGUGAAGAAUGUGUUUUUAGUUAAAUGCUGGUGGCAAUCAAGGUCUUCUUCCUUGGUACAGUUGGAGAGCUGUUACAAUCAGUUAUGGAUUUUGAGACUGAUAUGGAGAUUAGUUAUCACAUAAGGUGGUUGUGGAAGAAAGUCUUUAUGCAAAAUCUGAAGGCAACAUGGUUUUUGAAGCAAAUCGUCUGGUGAAUGGGGAUUCAGAGAUGAGUUUUCAAAAACAAAGACGUGGAAUUUCACGUAAUGGCAUUUCUGGAAAACAUAAAAACCUUGGUUCUAAUGGAACUGGUGCUAGUUGUAGUAAUGAUGAAAUCUCUGGUGAUGAAGAUAUUCUGACAGUACAUGCCAGAGACGUGGAUGACAAUAUGGAUGUGGAGAUAUCACCUGAUGUUGUUGUAUCAAGAAAGACAAGGCAGAGAGAAAUGACUUUUCAAGAUAUGUACAACAACCAAGACUUGUUUGAUGACGAUGACGAUGACAGCGAUUGGGAGCCUUUACAAAAGCGGAUAGAUGUCAUGAAGUGGUUCUGUACCAACUGCACGAUGGUUAAUCUCAAUGAUGUUGUCCACUGUGAAAUAUGUGGUGAACAUAAAGAAUCUGGUAUUUUGAGACAUGGAUUUUUUGCGUCGCCUUUUUCACAAGAUGCAGGUUCUCCUGAGGUUGAGACAGAAGUGAAGGGGAGAAACAAAGACACACGUGUAAAGCAUUCAUCUUCAAACAGUUGCACAGCAGUUGGUUUUGAUGAAAGAAUGUUGCUACAUUCAGAAGUUGAAAUGAAGUCACAUCCGCAUCCAGAAAGACCUGAUCGCCUGCGAGCUAUAGCUGCUAGCCUUGCCACUGCUGGUAUAUUUCCUGGAAGAUGCUACCCAAUCCCUGCGAGAGAAAUUACCCAACAAGAACUUCAGAUGGUUCAUUCCUUGGAGCAUGUUCAGGCUGUAGAACUUACAAGCCAUAUUUUCUCUAGUUACUUCACUCCUGACACUUAUGCUAAUGAGCAUUCAGCAUGUGCUGCUAGGCUUGCAGCAGGUCUGUGUGCUGAUCUUGCUUCAGCAAUUUUUUCUGGAUGUGCCAAAAAUGGUUUUGCCCUGGUUCGACCUCCUGGUCAUCAUGCUGGUAUAAAACAAGCAAUGGGAUUCUGCCUCCACAAUAAUGCAGCAGUUGCUGCAUUAGCUGCUCAGGCUGCUGGUGCCAAGAAGGUGCUAAUAGUUGACUGGGAUGUUCAUCAUGGAAAUGGCACUCAAGAAAUAUUUGAGCAGAACAAGUCGGUUUUGUACAUAUCCUUGCAUAGACACGAGGGAGGAAAGUUUUAUCCUGGUACUGGAGCAGUUGACGAGAUUGGUACCAAUGGUGCAGCAGGAUAUUGUGUAAAUAUUCCAUGGAGUCGUGGAGGGAUUGGCGAUAACGAUUACAUUUUUGCAUUUCAGCAUGUUGUGCUACCUAUAGCUGCUGAAUUUGCACCUGAUUUCACCAUCAUUUCUGCUGGAUUUGAUGCAGCAAGGGGUGAUCCUUUGGGCUGCUGUGAUGUAAGGACUUACCCCUUUACCCUAACAAUGUUGUUGCAGGUAACUCCUGCUGGCUAUGCACAGAUGACUCAUAUGUUGUAUACACUCAGCGGGGGAAAGUUGCUUGUAAUUCUUGAGGGCGGCUAUAAUCUACGCUCUAUAUCAUCAUCUGCUACUGCAGUGAUUAAGGUAUUGCUGGGUGAAAGCACUGGAUUUGAAUUAGGCAACACAGUCCCUUCUAAAGCUGGCCUGCAAACUGUUCUCGAAGUGGUGAAGAUUCAGAUGCAGAUUUGGUCUUCUCUGAAGUCCAUUUUUGCAAAAUUGCAGUUGAAAUGGGAAGAAUACUGUUCUGAGAAUAAAAAAGAACAGAUUAAAAAGAGACGGAGGACUGAAGCACCAAUAUGGUGGAAAUGGGGGAGAAAGAGCUUGUUGUAUCAUUUACUUAGCGGGAAUCUUCGUGUAAAAAGAUCAACAGCGGCUGACUAGAUGAAUCGUCUCCUUGUUCGUUCCUUUCUUUGCCCUUCACUUAUGUGAAAUUUUGUUUUAGUAGUGACUUGUUCAAGAUACUGCCGUCUAACUGCUACUACGACGUUCUUUGUUUCUUUGAAAAACAAAUCAAAAGUUUUAUUGAUUUUGAGUAUUAAUUUACCCUUUGAAGUC
Manihot esculenta (cassava) is the source of this 2523-nucleotide messenger RNA. RefSeq names its product histone deacetylase 15. Lineage: Eukaryota; Viridiplantae; Streptophyta; Magnoliopsida; Malpighiales; Euphorbiaceae. Bases 526 to 2349 code for a protein of 607 amino acids. Gene Ontology annotation, molecular function: histone deacetylase activity. The transcript has 19 exons. The record is from RefSeq and is a predicted model, not a curated record. Gene Ontology annotation, biological process: chromatin organization. Gene Ontology annotation, cellular component: histone deacetylase complex.